ACAAAUUUAGGUAUUUAUUCAAUCACCAAGGUUCUCACCCCAGUUUCAGUAACAAACAAUAAUUCACACAGUCAGCACUCCCUCGUAUUAAAUGUUUGUAAACAUUGCAAAAAUUCUAAAAGAAAUCUUCAAAAACUGAUCAGCAGCUAGUCCAUAACUGGACUUUAUUAGUCAAAAAUGUCUUCAUGCAUUCUAUGCCUUAGUCAACUUCGAAAGGGUUAUUCAGUAAAAUUGACAGAAUCAGUUGGAGGUGAUAUAAGUUUAGGAGAUGCCAUUCGUCAACAGAUCCAGUACAAUAUCAUUCCUCCAUACACAACAUCCUCAUCACAACUUACCUGCAAGAACUGCUUUAAAGCCUUCCAAAAUUUCUACAAAUACCUCACAAAUGUCAAGACAAAGCUCAUCACAACUAAAACAGACAGUUCCUUUGACAUUGCACCUGGAUUCCAACAAGUCUUGAUCGCAUCGAAUGAGUUGAUGCUUAAAAUGGAACCACAAAUUAUCUUACCAAGAAUCAAAAUGGAGCCUGAAGUGCUCAUGGAUUACAUGGCUGAGCAUCAGUACGAUGAUAAUCAAGACAAGCUGGAUAAGAGUCAAUCUACAAAACAAGACAUAAGCGAUAGGUUCAAUGACGAUGACUCUGACUUUGCAUGGAGCUACGACGAUCCAAUGGAUGACAACUCUUCAGAAGCAUCUGAGAAGAAGUUUCAUGUUGAAAUUGAGGAAGUUUGGGAUUUAGAGAAGCACAAAAAUGACAAAAAGAAGGCGAAAGAGGAAACUGAAUCUAUAACUGCAAAAACAGUCAACAAACCUGCUAAAAAGAGGAAAAGAUCUGAAGAAUCUGAUGAGGAUUACUCAUUGCCAGGCAUGAAAUCCAAGUAUGUCAAGUUAGCUGACAGAUCAGCUUCAAAAAUGCAGAAAACCAGCAAUUUAACCUCAAAAUCUGGCAGCAGAACCUCAAAAUCUGGCAGUAGAACCUCAAAAUUACCAAACCUAACCUCAAAGUCCAACAAAGCAUCCUCAACAUUAGCCAUAAAAUCAGAAAGAGCUGAUUCUGAAGAUCCAAACUCAAACCAAGGUGAAUCUCCAAUCAAACCAUACAGAACAGACUCAGGAUGGAUCAGAUACCUUCCAAAGUCAAAACUAACUCAAGAAAUGCUUGAUUCAGGACUAGAAUCAAUCGUAAUUAAUGGAACUGAAUACAAAAUACCUGAAAAACUAUAUAAAAAGACUCAGCCAAGAAAAGAGAGGAAAAGACGAGUCGUUGAGUAUCCAGAUCCAUCAAUCAGGAAGCAUCCAGCACAUGAUCCAGAAACUGAAGAGUUUAUAAGAAGAUUAAUUGACAUUAAGUGCUACAUCUGUGGAGCACAAGAAGAAUCAUUCACGAAACUUAAAGGACACUUUAGGCUUACACAUCCAAAUGAUAGGUUCUACUUAGCUUGCUGCGAACGGAAGUUCCGACGACGUUUUGAGCUUGUUGAGCAUCUCGAGUACCACGACAAGACUGUCAUUUUUGCUUGUGAAACUUGCAACAAAACUUAUAAAACUAAGAAAUGUCUGAAGACUCACAUGGAGAACUACCAUCCAACCGAUGAAGCUAAUAAAGUCAUUUGCGAUGAGUGUGGCAAGUUCUUUAACAAUGAACAUCUGCUCAAGAAUCAUAUGGCAUUCCACAACAUUGACACGUCCAGAAUAUUCGAAUGUUAUAUCUGCAAGGAUGGAAAGCAAUUCAAGACAAUGAUACAAAUAAAAACACAUAUGAGGAACCAGCACACAGUCAAUAAACAGAACCGAAUGACUGUCUGUCACAUAUGUUCAGCUAACAUCCGAGAAUCGUACCUUCCAGCUCAUUUGAAGACAGUCCAUGGCGAUCAACAUCGUGAAAGGAUUCAAUGUGAAAUUUGUAAUGUUUGGGUUCUUGAAACAACCAUGAAGAAUCACUUACAGAAGCACAAUGACAUGGGAAUCAAUUGCAAUGUCUGCGGGAAGUUCCUCAAGUCAAAAUACUCAAUUACGUCACAUAUGAAAAUGGCGCAUGGCAGUGACUACAAGUUUAAAUGUCAAUACUGUGACAAAGGAUUUUUCAAACAAUUAAAGUUGCAGGAACAUGUGGCAGUAAGACACACAAGAGAAUUCCUAUUUGCUUGUCGAGUUUCUGGUUGUGACAGGCAGUUCCGGUCGGAAGCAAAUUGGAGGAAUCAUGAGAAAAAGUAUCAUCCAGAGGAAUAUGACAAGUUGUUUAAGCCAUUCUAUAAGAGAGAUAAUAAGGAAUUGAAGGAAUUUGAGGAGCUGAUGGAGGCAAGUGGACAGAAUGUUUAAAGGGAAACAAGUGGAGAUGUUAGUGAUGUAAAUAAAUUUAAAAUAAAAUGAUUAAGUUUUUGUUCUUGAAGAAUUUUUAACGUUUAAUUCCUUUGAACUCGAUUGAUUCCC
Molecule: messenger RNA, 2430 nt
Organism: Chironomus riparius
Lineage: Eukaryota; Metazoa; Arthropoda; Insecta; Diptera; Chironomidae
Source: the annotation of a GenBank genome assembly